Molecule: messenger RNA, 249 nt
Organism: Pichia kudriavzevii
Lineage: Eukaryota; Fungi; Ascomycota; Pichiomycetes; Pichiales; Pichiaceae
Exons: 1
Coding region: 1-249 (82 amino acids)
Biological process (GO): translation; ribosomal small subunit assembly
Cellular component (GO): ribosome; cytosolic small ribosomal subunit
Molecular function (GO): structural constituent of ribosome; RNA binding
Source: RefSeq, a predicted model, not a curated record
AUGGUUUUAGUUCAAGAUUUGUUACACCCAAACCCAGCUUCUGAAGCUCAACAACACAAAUUAAAGACCUUAGUCCAAGGUCCAAGAUCUUUCUUCAUGGAUGUUAAGUGUCCAGGUUGUUUACAAAUCACCACCGUUUUCUCCCACUCUCAAACUGCUGUCACCUGUGACUCUUGUACCAAUGUCUUGUGUACUCCAACCGGUGGUAAGUGUAAGUUAUCUGACGGUUGUGCAUUCAGAAGAAAGUAA